CAAGACUCAAUCGCUUUGAAUAAGACGAGGUAUGACCAGCAACGAAGAAAAACGUCAACUUUUCAUGAGAAGGCCCGAUGAUUUGACGUUUAGCCGAUUGCUAAGAAAACACUCAUCGCCAAUAACAUACGCUGAACCCGUGGAUAUCGAAAGUAAUGAUUUCAACACGAGUGACCGAGUGAAAAGACUAGAUAAACAGGUGGCAAAAAUGAAGAGGAAAGGCAGAAAUGGUAUCGCAUAUGGAUCUCCGAAACAACAUGAAGACAACGUAUUCUCAGGAAUAGAUCAUAUUUCACCCCGGCACCCUCGAACCAAAACCGUGAUCCUUCUAGAUGAUGAUGCAGACCUUUCAACUUCCGAGCCACCGGACACGAGAUUCGGAACUGACAAAAAAUACAGUCAGAAUAUUUCUCAGAAUGCUUGUCAAAGUCCCAAAUAUGACGUACAUAGCUCCUCAUACCCCAAUAGCAACACUUCUCAAAAACCCUUAAGUGAGAUGCAAUUCUUAUCUAACGCAAACUUAAUGCUACCAGAAACUCAAAUAAUUGCCUCCAUCUCUACUUCUACAUUAUCUCCUGAAUUGGAACAAGAUACAAUCUCUAAUGCUUCAGCAUUGCGCUCAUCAAAAGCUGGCUCAGUCAAUAUGUUUGACUUGAUACCUUCAAGUAAUGUGGUAGAAAAUGAUACCUCUGUUGAGGUACCUGAUUCAAAAGAAUCUCAAAACAGUAAAGACGGCCCCGAGCAGGACCAAAAAUUGAGUUCACACCAGAUACAAAGCCCACAAAAAAGUUUGACCCCUUUUUUGACGUACAACGAGCACCUCUUUUCGUCAUCUCCAAUAAAAAGAGAAUCAAGUCCUAGAAAGAAAAAGAAGGUUGCUUUUUCAAGUGAUAUUGAGAGUUUACCAUUCACAUCAUCUCCGAUUAAAGGUCAAUCAGAGCCAAGGUCAAUUUUAAAGUUCACAAGCUCUGACCUCAAAUGUCCUGGAGUUACACUGGACGACUUGUUGAACAGAGAUUUAAGCCAAAACGAAUCAUGGCCACCGGGAUUUGUUUUGCAAAUUCCAGAAAGUUAUCCAAAGAAACAUAAAGUCAUCCAGUGCUGUGUCUCUGGCUUAUCUGAUAAACAGUUUAAGAAGCAGUACGAAGUGUAUGCUACAUUGAAUGAACUAAUUAAAAGAAAUCCUAAACUAAUAUACAACCAGCAAGUUUUCAGCAAGGACAUCAUAAGGAUUAUUAUUCUGUCAGUUAGAAACAAUAUCACUAAUCUUGCACUCGACCUCAAAAAUGGGUCUAAUCCAUUCAAGCUAAGAACUUCAUCACAGAGUAUAAAGCUGAUUUCACUACUGAAUCCCAUAACUAACACAUUCAAAGAAAUGUCUACUAUUUAUGAUGGCGUUAUAAAGUUAUUAAGAAAUGAAAAUAUUUCAAAAAGCCUAACAUCAUCUAUUUUUCAGUUACUCAAGAUACUGCCUGAAACUUUCUUUGAUAAAACAGAAGCUAUUAUAUCUAGCUUAAUGCAAAUGAAAUACUUUUUAAGCGUAACUAUAACUUGCGAAAAGUUGAACAUUAUAAAACGUUUUGUUUUGUUACAGCCGGCAGUGGUCAAAAAAUCUAGCUAUCAAAUUUUCAGUCACUUGUUGUAUUCGAUACUGAACACUGAGGUACCGGGAUACUCUCGUGUGCUUUUUUCAGCCAUAUCCGUUUUCACCACAUUUGCGAAGAGUAACGAAUCAAAUUUUAUAAUCACCAAGCUACUAGCUGAAGAAUUAGAAGAUUCUUGUUCCAGUAUAAAAUCCACUUGUGAAUACCAGCUGGAACCAUGGAUGACCAUUUGUGAAGCCACAUGUGAGACCUUAAAAUAUUUGAUACAUCUUCAGUUUUAUUCACAGGCAGCCAAGAUUUGGGCGUAUCUACUUUAUAUGAGCUGUCAUGGAAGAACAUCAUUUGUUUUGGAGAAAUGGGAACUUUACAAUCAUUUCCAGUCAGUUUACAACGAGCUUUACUCACAGCCUCAAGCCUUGGCGCUUUGCUUAGAAGCGUGGAAAUCUGUGGUGUACAAUUUUCAGAAUGUGUCAAUCAAAGGUUGGACUGACGAGCAAUUGGAAAUUAAACUUAACACUCUUUUGUUCCCUUUCAAACAUGCACAGUUGAGAUUAGGUGACGGAACCAUUUUGAAUCAAUGGUCCGAGUAUGAAGGAUAUCUUGUACUUUAUUGCCGGAUCUACUAUGCUAUAAGGCUAAAAAUGGAAAUUGCGACUGAAUCACAAAUGUGUAUACUUUUGGAUUCAGCCUUGAAGCCGUUGAUGUAUUUAAAGCAAUGGGAUUCAGUAUACUCCUACAUUUUGAAAAUGAUAUUUACUUCAGAUAGAUAUAUCUAUACUGAGACAGUUGACUCUUGUUUUUGGCUAUCAGACUACGAAAAAUGGAAAAGUAGGAUUUUGCCAUUACCUAAAACGAUCUACAAGAAUAAAGAAGCAUUUGACGUGAUUUUGAAGAUGGCAUGGAAAAUGGCGGAUCGACCUAUUGAAAUUACUGCCAACUUCAUAAGCAUCUGUAUUUACAUACCACUCGAAGACUCAAAACUUGCGUUACCGUUUAGAGAUUACUGCAAAAUUGCUGAAAUGGGAGCAGGCUUGGUUUCCGAAAUAUUUGAUAAGAAUGAUCUACUAAUCAAAAAAGGGAAUAAAGAUGAUGCUCAUACAUUAUUCAAGUUUAUUGAGAAGGCAGACGAUGACUUUAUGUUCACACCAGAUAGCAUACCACUGUUGAGAACUCUUGUAAAUAAGCUCAAAGUAUGUGACAAUCAAGAUUUCAUCACUGAAUUUAUUUCUUUAUGUCAUGCACACUUCAGUCCGUUGAAAUUGUUUGCUGUUUGCUUGUCUUCUGAUAUAUAUGAAAAUGACCAACUACUGAGGAAAGACAAGCAGUUUCCACAGGCUUUGCACUACAGUAUUGAUAUCACCCGAUUAGAAGCCGAAAAUGAGUUCAAGUUAUCCGAACAGGAGAAAGAAAAGAUUGUCUCCAACAUGAGAAAAGCAUCCCAUAUACUUUUCUCUCAUCAUGGAAUUGAUGCUUGCAAAAUAUUAGUGAAUUUCUUAAAAGUAUCAAGACUUCUAGAAAUUUUAAGCUCAAAUUUGAAAUUUGAGAUGUUUGAAUGCCUUUUAGAGAACUGCAUUGUUGUUUCUGAGGAUCUGAAGAUAUUUUAUGAAUAUACACCAUCUGAGUUUUUUCGAUAUUCUUUAGAGAUUUUUGACGAACCAGAAAAGCCUGAUCACGAGAAACCAGAAAUUGCCAUCAAGUUUAUAAAGCUUUUAUCAGCUCUUGGAAACAUUGAUGAAUUGCCUGACUCGUGGAUUAUUGAGAUAGGUCCAAAACUGGGUUAUCUUCUUCAUCCUGCUGUUACGGAUAAUACUGCCAUCAUCUCUUUUGUUUCAGGUAUGUUGCAUAGAUUACCUUUGAAAAUUGUUAACAAACUAAAGAAAAUGGCUCUGAGAAGAAAAAUUGAUAUCAUAUCUUUGUCAAAGGCAGAAGGCGGAGAAGAAUCAUCAAUAGUCAUAAAAAGAGAAUUCAAAGAUAAACAAGAUGAAGAUAGUUUAAGCGGUGACUACAAAAGAGAAAACGAAAAAGAGUUAAUAAAUAUGACAGCUGAGGAGGAGGAGACUAUUGAAGAAGAAACUAGUGAGCCUAACAAGCUGGACAGCACGCAAAUUAUCAGCAGUCCUAUUGAUGAAUGCGAUGUUAGCUUUGUAGAAACAGACGAGGAAGACUAUAAAAAUGUAUUUCAAGAAGAUAGCAGUGCUAAAAUUACCGGUGACCUGAAGUCUUUCAUUAUUGAUAGUAUUGAAAUUGAUGGUUCUGUUGAUGAGAAUAGUGUGAGGGUGCCUUCAAGUCCAAAAAGGGUCAAUGUUGACCAAAGUGCCUCUCCUGCAAGGAGAACGAGAUCCCAUACAAAUGACGUUGAAUAUGAAGGGGUAGAAUUUCUGUCUUCGUCAAAGAGACAAAAAAAAGAUAAAAAAAACCGAAAGGAAAAGAGGAAAGAAAAGAAGGAAAAACGGGAAAAACGAAGAAGAAGUAGAAGUCUUAGUGCUGAGUUGGAUGAAGCCUCUGUAGACGAGACUCCUUUGAUACAAGAGCCACGGCCACAAGAAAGUGGCGAUUUUGAAAAAGGAGGCAACCCAGAUGUUAAUGUUGCUGAUGAUGUUGAUGAGGAUGUCAAGACUGAUAUGGAUCAGUUUUGGAAAUUAUUGAAAAAGUUGAAUAAGACGCAUCUAAAAAUUGAGGGAUCAGACAAAGAAGUUUGGGAGACUGAACUAGUUGCUUUACUACUGAAGCUAAAGAAAAGCUAAAGACAAGUGUUGAUUAAAAAAGAAAUCAGCCUGUCAGUUGCAUAAAAAGAUUAGAUAAAAAGAAAAUGUUUCGAGAUCAUGCGGACUUUUUAUUA
Molecule: messenger RNA, 4443 nt
Organism: Pichia membranifaciens NRRL Y-2026
Lineage: Eukaryota; Fungi; Ascomycota; Pichiomycetes; Pichiales; Pichiaceae
Exons: 1
Coding region: 32-4348 (1438 amino acids)
Source: RefSeq, a predicted model, not a curated record